Molecule: messenger RNA, 1704 nt
Organism: Aspergillus bombycis
Lineage: Eukaryota; Fungi; Ascomycota; Eurotiomycetes; Eurotiales; Aspergillaceae
Product: threonine dehydratase, biosynthetic
Exons: 3
Coding region: 1-1704 (567 amino acids)
Biological process (GO): L-threonine catabolic process
Molecular function (GO): pyridoxal phosphate binding; threonine deaminase activity
Source: RefSeq, a predicted model, not a curated record
AUGUCUGCAGAAACUUCUACAAAUGGCACUGCGACGCCCGUCUCAUCGAAGUUUAGCAACCUAGCUUUGACCGAGUACUCGACAGUGCCCACGCCUGACUCAGAACAAGAAGAACGAAAGCAACUGGGAUUACUACCCAAUUGGGGUAUCCCAGAUGCCUUUCUACUUCCCAAUGGCUACCCAGAUUAUCUCCGAUUGAUCUUAACAUCCCGCGUUUACGACAUCAUCACCGAGACUCCCCUUCAUCAUGCAGUCAACCUUAGCAACCGUUUGGAAUGUCGUGUACUUCUAAAACGGGAGGACUUGCUUCCUGUGUUCAGUUUCAAGCUCCGCGGAGCCUACAACAAGAUGGCACAUCUGAAUCAUGAGCAGAGCUGGAAAGGUGUUGUCGCAUGCUCUGCAGGCAACCAUGCGCAGGGUGUUGCGUAUUCCGCACGUCACUUGAAGAUUCCAGCAACCAUCGUCAUGCCCUCCGGCACCCCGGCUAUCAAACACCGGAACGUCGCUCGCCUCGGUGGAAGUGUGAUUCUCCAUGGAGACGACUUCGACGCUGCGAAGGCAGAAGCGCACCGCUUAGAGAAGCAGCACGGAUUAACAAGCAUUCCUCCCUUUGAUGACCCUUACGUGAUCGCAGGCCAAGGAACCAUCGGAAUGGAAAUAUUGCGCCAGGCAAACUUAGAGAAGCUGGAAGCUGUCUUCUGUGCUGUUGGAGGAGGAGGAUUGAUUGCUGGUAUUGGAGUCUACCUUAAGCGCAUUGCACCUCACGUGAAGAUAAUUGGAGUGGAAGCACAUGAUGCGAAUGCUAUGGCUCAGUCCUUGGAUUCUGGGUCUCGUGUGCUGCUCAAAGAUGUGGGGCUGUUUGCCGACGGUGCUGCUGUCAAGGCUGUUGGAGAGGAACCCUACCGACUGGCUCGUGAAGUAAUUGAUGAAGUCAUUCAGGUUUCUACUGAUGAGACGUGCGCCGCGAUCAAGGAUGCAUUUGAGGACACCCGGUCUAUCGUCGAGCCGGCAGGCGCUUUGGCCCUGGCAGGUCUCAAGAAAUAUGUUUCCUUGUACCCCGACCCUAACCCCAACCGGGAGCUGGUUGCCAUCACUUCCGGUGCGAACAUGGAUUUUGACAGACUACGAUUCGUGGCUGAGCGUGCUGCCCUGGGUGAACGGAAGGAGGCGCUUUUACAUGUGAACAUCCCGGAACGGCCUGGCUCUUUCGCCAAGCUAGUCGAGGUUAUUCUCCCUCAUGCGGUCACCGCAUUCAGCUACCGUUAUGCUCGAGACGAAUCGGCCGAUGUCUUCAUGGGUAUCUCCUUGUCUGCCUCCACUGGCCAAAAGGAUCUGGCGCAGAUCGUGGAAGAACUGGACAAUGGUGGUAUGAAGGCGAAGGACUUGAGCGACGACGAACUUGCCAAGAGACACGUCCGCUUCUUGGUGGGUGGACGCUGUGAUGUGAAGGAUGAGCGUUUGUUUAUGUUUGAGUUCCCGGAGCGUCCCGGUGCUCUGGCCAAGUUCUUGACCACUCUCCGACCCAGCCAGAACCUCACCUUGUUCCACUACCGUAACUACGGUGGCGACGUUGGAAAGGUGCUUGCUGGCAUUCAGUGCCCAUCAUCUGAGAAGGACCACCUGGAGGCCUUCCUAAGGGAUCUGGGCUAUCCUUUCAGCGAGCAUACCGACUCAUCCACUUACCACACCUUCCUUCGUUCUUGA